This is a messenger RNA of Manis javanica (Malayan pangolin), 607 nucleotides long. RefSeq names its product hemoglobin subunit beta. NCBI's taxonomy places the organism in Eukaryota, Metazoa, Chordata, Mammalia, Pholidota, Manidae. The record is from RefSeq and is a predicted model, not a curated record. Gene Ontology annotation, cellular component: blood microparticle; haptoglobin-hemoglobin complex; hemoglobin complex. Gene Ontology annotation, molecular function: haptoglobin binding; oxygen carrier activity; heme binding. Gene Ontology annotation, biological process: oxygen transport; hydrogen peroxide catabolic process.
GCUUCUGACACAUUUGUGCUCACUAGCAACCACACCAACAGACACCAUGGUGCACCUGACUGGUGAGGAGAAGACUGCCGUCACCUCUCUGUGGGGCAAGGUGCACGUGGAUGACGUUGGUGGUGAGGCCCUGGGCAGGCUGCUGGUGGUUUACCCCUGGACUCGGAGGUUCUUUGACUCCUUUGGCGACCUGUCCAGUGCUGCUGCCAUCAUGGACAAUGCUAAGGUGAAGGCCCACGGCAAGAAGGUGCUCAACUCCUUCGGUGAUGGCCUGAAGAACCUCGACAACCUCAAGGGCACCUUUGCUCACCUUAGUGAGCUGCACUGUGACAAGCUGCAUGUGGAUCCCGAGAACUUCAGGCUCCUGGGCAAUGUGUUGGUGUGUGUGCUGGCCCGCCACUUCGGCAAGGAAUUCACCCCGGAAACGCAGGCUGCCUAUCAGAAGGUGGUGGCUGGUGUGGCCAAUGCCCUGGCCCACAAGUACCACUGAGCUACCUUUCCUGCUUUCAGGAAAGGCACCUCUGCCUCCACAGCCAAACAACUGAACAUGGGAAAAUUGAAAGGCUUUGAGCAUCUAGCUUCUGCCUAAUAAAGAACAUUUGUUUUC